GGUCCCGCCCUGAAGAGGAUGGAGGUGGCCGGGGACGUGGGUGCUGCAGAACCCGGCGAGACCCGGCCUCUAAAGCCGUGUCUGCUGCGCCGCAACCACAGCCGCGAACAGCACGGCGUGGCGGCCUCCAGCCUCGAGGAGCUGAGGAGCAAGGCCUAUGACAUUCUGGCCAUUGAUAAGUCCCUGGCAGUCACCCUGGUCCUGGCAGAGGAUGGCACCAUAGUGGAUGAUGACGAUUACUUCCUGUGUCUACCUUCCAAUACUAAGUUCGUGGCAUUGGCCGGUAAUGAGAAGUGGGCAUACUGCAAUUCAGAUGGAGGUACAGCCUGGAUUUCCCAAGAGUCCGUUGAGGUAGAUGAACCAGACAGCGGGUCAGAGUUGCAGUGGAAGAAUGUCGCCAGGCAGCUAAAAGAAGAUCUAUCCAGCAUCAUCCUCCUGUCAGAGCAUGAUCUCCAGGUGCUCAUUGAUGUUCCGUGUUCAGACCUGGCUCAGGAACUGUGCCAAAGCUGUGUCACGGUCCAGGGGCUCCAGAACACCCUCCAGCAGGUGCUUGACCAGAGGGAGAAAGCCCGUCAGUCCAAGCAGCUCUUGGAGCUUUACCUCCAGGCUUUGGAGAAGGAGGGCAGCAUCUUGUCAAAGCAGCAAGAUUCCAAAGCUGGCUUCAGUGACGAGAGGGAUGCAGUUGACAUGGGAAUUAGCAGAGAGAGCUCCCCUGAAAUUACACUUACGAGCCAGAUUCUCACUGCACUGAAGGAGAAGCCUGCUCCGGAGCUGAGUUUGUCUAGUCAGGAUUUGGAGCUGGUUACCAAGGAAGACCCCAAAGCAUUGGCUGUUGCUUUGAACUGGGACAUAAAGAAGACGGAAACUGUUCAACAGGCCUGUAAUCAGGAACUAAGCCUGCGCCUCCAGCAGAUACAGAGCUUGCAUUCUCUCAGGAAUAUUUCAGCCAGGAAGAAUUCGCUGCCUGGAGAACUGCAGAAUCCUAAACGAGCCAAACAAGACUCCACAUAGUAUAGCUGGAAAUAUGCCAGAGAAAACCCUGUGACCUUGUUUUUAGUUAUCAGUAAAUGCCUUCAGCCUAGUUAUUUCAGCUACUUACACACUCCACUCCCUGCCUUGGAGCAUGUUCUCCUGGAACAGACUAGAAGACUAGCCUCAUGCCCCUCCAGAAAAGCUACUCCAGAUUUCAGCAUCCGCCCUUCCACCGACUUUGAAGAUAUAGCUGUACUGACAAUAUCCCACCUCUUCUAAUUACAUGUUCUUAUGUUCUCUGUUUAAAAGUGGUUGUGUUGGGCCGGCCCCGUGGCUUAUCGGUUAAGUGCGCGCGCUCCGCUGCUGCCGGCCCGGGGUUCAGAUCCCAGGCGCGCACCGACACACCGCUUCUCCGGCCAUGCUGAGGCCGCGUCACACAUACAGCAACUAGAAGGAUGUGCAACUGUGACAUACAACUAUCUACCAGGGCUUUGGGGGAAAAAUAAAUAAAUAAAAUUAUAAAAAAAAAUAAAAGUGGUUGUGAAGGGCAGUGAAAAGAAAUUGUCAUAUUUCAGACUCAGUAUUCUUGUUGUAAAGAUAGAAAUGUAGAGUUUUAAACACAAAUGGUAGAGAAGGUGACAUAAUAGACUGUUGACUAUGGCCACGAACUUCUUUCCCAAGUUAAUGAAUAUUUUUGUUUGUUAAAAGGCACAUAUUAAGUUUGCAGACCAUAGGGACAUACUGAGAGUCUAAUUCACCAUUUCUAAUAUCUAAUUCAGUAUUGUGAAAUUAUAUCUGUUACCACUGUGAAACUCUUUUUAGUUUUCUAAUAUGUUUUAUCAGCAGGGGGUAUGAAAGGUCAUUAAAUUGAUUUCCAUGCGGUAUGACUCCAACUCCCUCUGGGUGCAGAGCAGAGGCUUCUGGCUUAUAUACGUCCUAUUUCUCAUACAAACUUGUUCUUCAGGUUUUGUAAUCUACCAUACGGUCUCCUUGCAGGGAAAAGAUAAUUAGUUAUCAUUGACUUAUUUGACUUUUUUUAAGCAUGCUUAGAGGAAAACAUAAUGCUAUUAAGAAUACACUGGCUAAUUAUUAAAGAAAUAUAACAACAAGUCCUGGGGUGAGGGUGGAGUGCAAAAAGCAAACAGAACAAAAAGAACUGUUUCCUUCUCCUAUGAUCCUCUUCAAGGAGGGCUCAGAUGUACUCAGCAUCCUUUUACUAAUGCCUUACACCAUUGGUUCUCACUUAUUAGCUCCAGUAUUUUCUUUUUUAAUAGCACAUUUUUUUUUUCUGUGAGGAAGAUCAGCCCUGAGCUAACAUCCAUGCUAAUCCUCCUCUUUUUGCUGAGGAAGACCAGCUCUGAGCUAACAUCUGUUGCCCAUCCUCCUCCUUUUUUUCCCUUUUUCUCCCCAAAGCCCCAGUAGAUAGUUGUAUGUUGUAGUUGCACAUCCUGCUAGUUGCUGUAUGUGGGACGCGGCCUCAGCAUGGCCGGAGAAGCGGUGCUUCAGUGCGCACCCAGGAUCCGAACCCAGGCCGCCAGCAGCGGAGCACACGCACUUAACCACUAAGCCAUGGGGCCGGCCCCGAAUAGCACAUUUUUAAUGCCUCCUUAAUUAUCCUAAAUGAAAGCCAGAGCUGAUAACCUACCUACACACAUACUUUCCAAAGCAUUGACAUAAUACCCCAAAUGUAAUAUUUCAGAAGAAACAAAAAGAAAAUAAUUUCCAAUAAAAUGGCAUGUAUCUCAGGA
Diceros bicornis minor is the source of this 2720-nucleotide messenger RNA. It is a transcript of the gene DFFA, whose product is annotated as DNA fragmentation factor subunit alpha. Gene Ontology annotation, molecular function: deoxyribonuclease inhibitor activity. NCBI's taxonomy places the organism in Eukaryota, Metazoa, Chordata, Mammalia, Perissodactyla, Rhinocerotidae. The transcript is spliced from 6 exons. Bases 19 to 1011 code for a protein of 330 amino acids. Gene Ontology annotation, biological process: apoptotic DNA fragmentation; regulation of apoptotic process; apoptotic process. The record is from RefSeq and is a predicted model, not a curated record.